Molecule: messenger RNA, 829 nt
Organism: Guillardia theta CCMP2712
Lineage: Eukaryota; Cryptophyceae; Pyrenomonadales; Geminigeraceae
Exons: 8
Coding region: 1-648 (215 amino acids)
Cellular component (GO): mitochondrion
Molecular function (GO): structural constituent of ribosome
Source: RefSeq, a predicted model, not a curated record
AUGCAGCCCCUCGUCGAGCUCCUCGUUUCCAUCCUCCUUAUUGCUUUCCUCCCGUUCCUCUCCCGAAUUCAGUCGGUCAAGGCUCCCUCUAGCCUACAACACACCACUGCGACUGCACUUGGGCUGUUUGUCGACAAUAGCAAGAAGGAGGAAGAAGGAGAGGGAACUACGGACAUCAUUAAUCCUAACAUUGCUGAGAUAUCUGCAAAGUACUUCCCACUGCAUAACAGAGGGAACAACGCUUUCGAUCUUAUGUAUCUUCUUGACUGUUGGGGUAUUGGCUGGAGGAUCAUACGACAGAACUGGAUUGGAAAGGAACCUGAGUCCUAUUGGAUUGUUACAAGGGUCAAGAUGACGAAUAGAAACAGAAGGAUAUGGGGUAAAUUCAUAUGGAAAGGCCAAAUGCAGAACGAAGGAAAGGAGAUGCAGAUUAUUGGUGCCCACAAGAGGCUGUGGCGUCUCAAGGAGCCUGACCCAUCAGCAUCGUCGCUCAGGCCUACGGAUGCGAUCCCGCCGGAGACAGAAAGAGCCCUGAUUGAGGUGAUUCGACCGAGCUUCUUCGCCAAGAACUAUGUGCCGCCCAGUGAUGAUGAGGAAAGAAAGACGAGACAUGUUAAGGUGAAGAAGAGCCAGGACGACGACGAUUAGGAGAAGCAGGGAGGGUAAAAAAAUGGGAUUUGCACGAUAUCAUAUCAGGCGCGUGCACGUCCGUUGAUGAGACAAGACCAGCACCGAGUUUUCGCUGUGAAUCUGCUAGGAAUCUUGUUUGGACGUUUUCAUUAUUUGUUUUCUCCCCAUGGACAUUGGAAUGAAGCAGAAUAAUACCUCG